AAGUAGGAAGCAAAUCAACUUGGGUUUACACUCAUGUCUUUCUUCUUCAUAGAUUUAAGAUCCAUGAACAGGUCAGCAACACACCUUGUGACUGAGUUUGUUCUCCUGGGAUUCCCUGGUUGCUGGGAGAUACAGAUUUUCCUUUUCUCACUGUUUUUGGUGAUUUAUGUCUUGACCUUGCUGGGGAAUGGAGCCAUUAUCUGUGCAGUGAGAUGGGACCCACAACUACACACACCCAUGUACUUUCUGCUGGGAAACUUUGCCUUCCUUGAGAUCUGGUAUGUUUCCUCCACUGUUCCUAACAUGUUAACCAACAUUCUCUCCAAAACCAAGGCCAUCUCAUUUUCUGGCUGCUUCCUCCAAUUCUAUUUCUUCUUUUCCCUCGGCACAACAGAAUGUCUUUUUCUGGCUAUAAUGGCUUAUGAUCGGUACCUGGCCAUCUGCCACCCACUGCACUACCCCACCAUCAUGACUGGGAAAUUCUGUGGCCUGCUGGUGUCUCUAUGCUGGGUCAUCGGAUUCCUUGGCUACCCAAUCCCCAUUUUCUUCAUCUCCCAACUCCCCUUCUGUGCAUCCAAUAUCAUUGAUCACUUCCUGUGUGACAUGGACCCACUGAUGGCUCUGUCCUGUGCUCCAGCCCCCGUUACUGAAUUUAUUUUCUAUACUCAGAGCUCCCUUGUCCUCUUUUUCACUAUUAUGUAUAUUCUUCGAUCCUAUACUCUGUUGCUCAGAGCUGUUUUUCAGGUCCCUUCUGCAGCUGGUCGGAGAAAGGCCUUUUCCACCUGUGGUUCUCAUUUAGUUGUGGUGUCUCUUUUCUAUGGGACAGUCAUGGUAAUGUACGUGAGCCCUACAUACGGCAUCCCAACUUUGAUGCAGAAGAUCCUCACCCUGGUGUAUUCAGUAAUGACUCCUCUCUUUAAUCCCCUGAUCUACAGUCUUCGUAAUAAGGACAUGAAGCUUGCUCUGAGAAAUGUUCUAUUCAGAAUGAGAAUUAGUCAAAAUUCAUGAGCCAAAAAAUGUGCCUUACUUCCAAGUUCUCAUAAGUAAUAAGGUGA
This is a messenger RNA of Myotis brandtii (Brandt's bat), 1055 nucleotides long. RefSeq names its product olfactory receptor 11H4. Gene Ontology annotation, biological process: G protein-coupled receptor signaling pathway. Gene Ontology annotation, molecular function: olfactory receptor activity; G protein-coupled receptor activity. The transcript has a single exon. The coding region runs from base 34 to 1008 and encodes 324 amino acids. NCBI's taxonomy places the organism in Eukaryota, Metazoa, Chordata, Mammalia, Chiroptera, Vespertilionidae. The record is from RefSeq and is a predicted model, not a curated record. Gene Ontology annotation, cellular component: membrane.